AUGGAAAGCUAAAUAACCUUGCAAAAAGAGAAAGAGACUAGCAACUCAGUGAUUUUUAGAGUAGAUGAUUCAAGUGUUGAUCAGGAAGCUGAGUAAGAAAAAUUAAAACAACUGCAGUUGAAAUUCUCUGACAUUGAGAAAUAGAGACAGGCUUCUAAAAAGGAAAGAGUUGAUGAAUAAGAUAAAGAAAAAGACCCUGACGAAGAUUUCAAAUUGAUCGAUCAAAAGUUUAACAAAUCUUUGCAAGAAAUCACAUCGUAGUUAGAAGUGUGGAAUAGUAUGGGUGGAGAUAAAGAGAAAAUGGAAAAGCAUUUUGAAGACCAGUUUGCAUCGUAUCGUUAAUUGAGAGAUUAUAUAGCAACUUAUGCCUAUUCAGUUCCAACAUAUUAGCUUCAGUAGUGCUAGGCAGGCUUAGAUCAGCUUAAUGAGAAAAUAACAGCUUAAAAGGAACUAGCUUUCCCAAAAAAGAAGUUUGCAUUUGUCAGAAAAACUCAACCUAAAGCAGAAAAGAAAGAUGAGGAAAAGAAAGAGACUUCAGUAGGUGCAACUUAGAGUACUAUUGUAAAUAACUCUCUGGGAAAUCAUCUAUUGAUCAAAGAUUAAUACAAUAAGAAUAUAAAAAAGACAGAGGAGGAAUACUUUGGAAAGGAAAAUGUGAUUAUUGAAGGGUUGGAGAACUGUAGUAUUUAUUUGCCCUUCCUUGUUAAAAGUCUCUAUAUCAAAAACAUCACUGAUUGUAAAAUUUUUGUCGGAGCCGUAUCUGGAGCUAGUUUUGUGAAUAAUGCAACUAAUUGUGAAAUCUAUCUCUGCUCACAUUAGAUUAGAAUCCACAACUCUGCUAAAACCAAAUUUUUCUUGAUUGCAAAGAGUAAUCCAAUUAUUGAACAUUGCAAAAACAUGCUAUUUGGGACCUACAAUUGCACUUAUCAAAAUCAUGAGCAACAUUUGAAAGAAAGUUCAUUGUUUUAGAUAAAGAAUUUCUGGAAUCUCAUUUUAGACUUUAACUGGCACAGACAAGACAAAUCACCUAACUGGGAUAUUAUUUCAGAUGAUAGUGAGCAUUAUAAGGAAACAAUAGAUCUUGAUUAGGUCUAGGUUUGA
This is a messenger RNA of Stylonychia lemnae, 1101 nucleotides long. NCBI's taxonomy places the organism in Eukaryota, Ciliophora, Spirotrichea, Sporadotrichida, Oxytrichidae. The record is from the annotation of a GenBank genome assembly.